Molecule: messenger RNA, 747 nt
Organism: Penicillium soppii
Lineage: Eukaryota; Fungi; Ascomycota; Eurotiomycetes; Eurotiales; Aspergillaceae
Exons: 2
Coding region: 1-747 (248 amino acids)
Biological process (GO): regulation of transcription by RNA polymerase II
Cellular component (GO): nucleus
Molecular function (GO): RNA polymerase II transcription regulatory region sequence-specific DNA binding; DNA-binding transcription factor activity, RNA polymerase II-specific
Source: RefSeq, a predicted model, not a curated record
AUGGCUUUCCGUUGCGAUACUUGCAAGAAGGCUUUCCGCAACCGCGGACCAUGCGAACAGCACAUGGCCACCCUGGGACAUAAACUUCCGCAAAUCAAAUGCCAAGGCUGCAUUAGUAUGUUCAAUAGCCAGGAGAAUGUUGAGGCACACAUGGAUGAACGCAAUCACUGGCUUUGGACCUGCAAGGAGUGCGGAGAACACUUUGACACCUCUCUCUACCUGGAAAUGCAUCUGGCGUCCAAUGUGCACCGCCCCCAUCACCAUGAGUGCCCUUUCUGCUUUGAAAGCUUCGUCACUCCUUCGGCCGUUGUGCACCACCUUGAGAGCACUUGCUGUGAGGUUGCCGACUGGUUGGACAUCAAGCAUCUGUUUGGGCUCAUCAAGGAUCUCGACCCAGACAACCUCCUCACCAUUCGUGGUGCUGCCCCUAAGGAGAAAGAGAAGAACCCGCCAAUCCGCUUCAACGGCAAGCGAUUCCAAUGUCACCGCUGUGACAGAUCCUUCAUGCGCCAGGCCGGUCUUGAGGCCCAUCACGAAUCGCCAUUCCAUGAUGAGCGGCUCUAUCACUGUUUGAACUGCACGGAGAACUGCGGAAAAGAAUUCGUCUCACUUGCCGCUCUGUUCAACCAUCUUGAGAGUGAAUCCUGUGGCAUCAUGUGGUUUGAGGAUCUUGAGCAUCUCCACAAUCAGCUCAAGCGCGCAAUCCUCUGCAAGCACAUCAUCACUCCCGCAACACUUGCCGUCUAA